AUGGUGGGAAGAAAGAAAAGGGGAGCGGCUGCUCAGCCUGUUCGUACUCCCAGUAUCUCAACGCGCUCGGGGCGCACUGCUCAAGAUGCCAUUCCUCCCACACCCACCCGCGGAAGAGGGCGCGGGCGAGGACGUGGUCGCGGUCGUGGUCGGGCCAGUCUUCCUGGCCGUCUGUCUUCCAGCAUUGAAACUCCGAGCAGCCCAGUGCGCUCGCACAUCGUCAAGCUGAAAAUCCCUUCUUUAAUCCAACGUGCCAUUUCAGAAGAUGCUUUCGAUGACGAUGAAAGCACCCCAGCCAGCGCUGUCUUCCGCAAUCCGGAGACUCCUCGCAUCCGACGUUCUCGUCGUGCUAUGGCUGUCCCCGAGUCUUCGCGUACUACCCGCCAGUCCGCCAGACUCAAGCCUAAUGAAGAUGGCACUUAUGAAGAAGUGUCACCCAGCAAGUCUAUGGACUCUGAUGCCAGCCAACCUGAUGAUGACAUGGACUCAAAUUAUGAUGAAGAUUUCAAGUCUGAACCUGCCAUCCGCAAAACUUCUCAAUCUCCCCAACCUCGCAUUGUUGCUUCUGCUCCGGCUUCGCCUGGAGCCACUCACACAGCCGAUGAGACCACCGAUGACCAUUUCAAUGACAUGGAGCCCAAAGCCAAGGACGACCCAGCUGCCACUGAAAGUCCCAAAAUGGCCGAAUUUGAAGAAGCUCCAUUCGGAACUGUCUCUCCUCGACUCUCUCGCAAGCGCAAGUCAUUGGAUAUGCAAGAUGAAACCCCGGAAGUUGAUUCCGAGGUCCCCAGCAAAAAGUUGCGCAAUGAUGAAACAGAAACCGAAGAGGCUGUCGAUAGCCCUAUGCAAAAUGGAAAUGAAAUGGAAACCCAGGCUGAAACGACACCUGAGGAUGUUCCCGUUCCCUCUGAAGAAUUCGACCCCCCUGCUUUUGCCCCCACCGUUCGAGGUCGUGGAGGUAGAGGAUCCCGCGGUGGCCGAGGUCGUGGACGUGGCCGAGGCCGUGGUCGCGGCAAUCGUGGAGGAUUUGUCGGUCCCAUUCGCUCUGCAGUUGCCAAGCCUCGUGGCGGCCGAGGACGUGGCCGUGCGCGCGCAACCACCGUAAUCAAACGCGGCAAGAAGAUCGAAGAUGAGAUAUGGGACGCCGAGAACUGGCGUGGUCGUACCCCAUCUCCUACACCUGACAUACUACCAACCAAAACCCGCCAAGAUGAAAUGGCAACUCUAUUCAAGAGAAUUGGCCAGGCACAGUCCAUUGCGCUGGGUUUCAUGUCUGACCACUCUAUGCACAAGCUUGCCCGCGAAAAGAACGCCCACAAGGAUUGCCCUGAGUUUGCUCAAGUCCAGCAGGAUCUGGCCGAGUACCAACGCAAGGCGAUUGAUCGGUUGAACGCGGAUAACAAGUGGAGAAUGGAAUUAAUCAAGAAAAAGCGCGAGGGCGAGCUUUACAAUAUCAAUGACCAAGCCAAGAAUAUCCUCAAGGGAAUACAAGAGGAAAUGGUCACUUUUCUCAUGGGCAAGUUCAUGUCGGCAAUCAUUGGCCGCAGAGCUGCAGAGGACGAUGAGCACACGGAGACCGAUACUUCUGAUUCAGAGCAAUCCGAGAGGCAAUUCCUCUUCCGGAUUGGCGACACAGCCGUCCGCCAAGUCGAGCGUGGAUUCCUCGCCGAGGCUGUCCGGGAACCUGAUGGAGCUAUGGACUACACCCAAGCCGACGAAGGCUGGGAUGACUUUGAUCAAAAAGCACGCAUGGGCAAGCUCAACGAGGAAAUCCAACCCCCAGAGCCAGAAGUAAUGGAUGGAGUCGUCUACUCUGGCAUGGCAUUCGACAGUCUCCUCGAAGCAGCAAACAUCGUCAGCUCCUCAGAAACAACUGGCAAACAGCUCACAUGCGACGGCACCUCCGACUACCCCAUGGACCCCCACCCACGCUCUCUCUCGCUGCUAGCAGACGCAGCCCUUUUAGAGCCACCACCAACCCAUCUCCCCCAAAUGCAAACAUCGCUCCCUCCCCACCGAACCCCCUACCCACCUCCUCACCACCUCACCCACCACGCGCACCACGCCCAUGGGCACCCAGGGCCAGCACCACCAACCCACGGGCCAACAGACCCGCGGUCAUUCAUCCUCCCACGCCCAACACCCACCCAACAACCCCGCCGCCUCCUCCCAGCCCGCGGCCAGCUUGGCCUGGGCCUCCCAGACCCGUUCGCAAUGAACGGUCCUCCCCAGCUCCCUCCUCCCCCGGGCUCAAACUUCGCCCGCCUCCCCCUGCCAGGUGGCUACCUGCCACCCCCAUCUGGCCACCCCGCCCCGCCGCCCUCCCUCUACUUCCCCCUCCCCCGCCGGGUUCGCAUCCCCCUCCCCCUCCUCCUCGUCGCUACUAAUACCUCAGCAUGA
Messenger RNA from Penicillium antarcticum, 2400 nucleotides. RefSeq lists its product as uncharacterized. Bases 1 to 2400 code for a protein of 799 amino acids. The transcript has 4 exons. NCBI's taxonomy places the organism in Eukaryota, Fungi, Ascomycota, Eurotiomycetes, Eurotiales, Aspergillaceae. The record is from RefSeq and is a predicted model, not a curated record.